Messenger RNA from Symbiodinium natans, 1605 nucleotides. The record is from the annotation of a GenBank genome assembly. Lineage: Eukaryota; Dinophyceae; Suessiales; Symbiodiniaceae.
AUGCUAGUGCAGACGAAGCUGAGGCCAGACCACCACCAGACGGCUCGCAUUGUCGACGCCUAUUUUGAAAAGCAGUCCGAGCUCUUGAAGAAAUCCGUUUUGGGCUUGCGGCGCGUGGGCAAGAAGGUUGACAAGCUGCUUGUGGCAGAAAUUGACUGCUGGCCAUCCCCUUUCGAUCAUAAUUAUUUUGGAGUUCUCCUGCACGGCCUCACGGAGAAUUUUGAGCCACGAAGCUUCUUGCUGUACACAGACAUUCUGGGUACGCCGGAAACGGCGCAGAACCAAGGGCAGCGACUCUUGUCAGUAUGUCGCGACAUGCUGGGCGAUGACAUCACUGAGGUUUGUUGGGCAAUCCAGAGCGACAACACUCCAAAGGCUUCGAAUGUCCCGGCGGUUUUGAACCUGCGCUCGCUACGGUGCUUCGCGCACAUUCUAGCUUUGGGGCCAACGCACCUGCUGCACCCCGUGCGGCGCCAAAGAGAUCGGGCACCUGUGUGGGUUAUGCAUGAGAAUGCGGUGCCGGAGGUAUACGACUUCUGCGAACGCUUGAGGGCAUUCAUCAAGCACUUGGACCGGCACGAAGAGCUUCGUAAGAGCUUGACGGUUAUCUUGCGACGCCACAAUAGCCGGAUCUUUAAGUUGCCCCUGGAUUCUUCUUCGAAGUGGAACAGCACAUUCUUCAUGUUAGAUACCUUCACCCGGAUGCAAGCCUCGAUCAUGGACUGGCUGUCAGUUUACGGGGACAAGCUGCCCCGAGGAGCUGGCGUUGCCCUGGAUGACUUCCGCUUGGCUCGUCAGCUGGCGGGCGUCUUGCGCCCAGUGUUCUGUUGCAGCCAGCUGAUGCAGGGGAAUGCCUUCAAAGGCAGCAGCGAAAAAGACCUUGAACCUGCAGCUGUUGUGGAGGUCGCGGAUGCUGCAGAUGGACAGUUGGUGGCCGUCUCGGAUGCAGACCUACUACCUGCGAUACGCAAUUUCCGCGCAGGCCUCCGCAAUGACCUGGAAUACAACAAACGCCAUCUAGAGGGCUCCAUGCGCGAGCUGGAGAUCGCUGCUGCUCUGGACCCCAGGUACAAGGACCUUGGGUGGAUGACUGUGGCCAAGCGGCAGUCAGUCAGGACAGCUCUACGCGACCUAAUCCUCGAACAAGGUGUGCCAGAUAUGCCACCAGUGCCUGCGCCCAGGGAGAGGGCGCCUGACCGUGGCCCAAUUGAUGGGAUGGCUGGCUUUUUGGAGCGCGGACGUGCUCACUUGAACCAGGUCGUUCCAAUUCCGGCUGACUCCCGAGAUUUCCGGCAGACGGUGCAGGAAGUUUUGCAGCUGCAUUUCAAUGCCCCGAGUGCGCCGCUCAAUGCAGAUCCGCUUGCAAUUUGGGCUGACCGUGUCAAAAAAGGUGGGCCGAUGGCAGUCUAUCUAGCCCCAGUUGCCCGAAAAUACUUGGCGAUCCCCGGGGCCAGCGGCUCCAUAGAGCGAGUUUGGUCCACCGCGAGAACUCUGCUGCAGUUCAACAAAGCUUGCCUCGAGGGCGGGCGCGUCUCCAAACUGUUGCCGCUACGGUACAAUCUUGAGGCUUUAGGCUUGUGGCCAAUGAAGUUCGACCUCCAGUGA